CCGAUAUAAAGGACGCCCGCCACAUCCCCCACCCUCCCGUCAUCUAGUCAAUUUCUCACGACGCGCACUGCACUCUCGUCGCGCCGCCACCGCCGCUCAAGCUCCGCCCCAUGGCCUCCAUCGUCGGAUCCGCCGUCUCCUUCGCGAGGCCCGUCAAGGCAAUCAACUUCAACCCGGUCUCUUUCUCUGGUUUGAGGAAGGAUAAUGUAGCCUUCCGAUUGCAGCCAGUGCCACAAAGAUUUGCAGUUUGCUGUUCUGCUAAAAAGGAGACGGUGGACAAGGUUUGUGAUAUUGUCAAGAAGCAGCUUGCACUUGCUGAUGACACUGAAGUUUGUGGCUCCUCAAAGUUCCAGGAUCUUGGUGCUGAUUCAUUAGAUACUGUUGAGAUUGUUAUGGGUCUUGAGGAGGCUUUCGGGAUCAGUGUAGAGGAGUCUAGUGCGCAGUCAAUUGCGACGGUGGAAGAUGCUGCUAAUCUCAUUGACGAGCUUGUUACUGUAAAAUCGUCCUAAACUCGUGGCCCCCAAUGCUUUGGGUGCUUAGACUGGUACUGUACCAGGGCAUUCCUUGUUCUAUGCCCCUUCUCUGCUAGACUUUACUCUAGAGAGCUGAUUACUUUGUUACGACAAUCAUUCCGGAUCUUGCGAUAUUAUUACAUUGAAGCUUCUGCACUUGCGGAAGGGAAAUUUUGUUGCUGCUGAAUACUAAAGGGAUUUAAAUUUCA
Messenger RNA from Phragmites australis (common reed), 721 nucleotides. RefSeq names its product acyl carrier protein 2, chloroplastic-like. Bases 111 to 509 code for a protein of 132 amino acids. NCBI's taxonomy places the organism in Eukaryota, Viridiplantae, Streptophyta, Magnoliopsida, Poales, Poaceae. Gene Ontology annotation, molecular function: phosphopantetheine binding; acyl carrier activity. The record is from RefSeq and is a predicted model, not a curated record. Gene Ontology annotation, biological process: fatty acid biosynthetic process. The transcript has 4 exons.